Messenger RNA from Closterium sp. NIES-65, 1707 nucleotides. NCBI's taxonomy places the organism in Eukaryota, Viridiplantae, Streptophyta, Zygnematophyceae, Desmidiales, Closteriaceae. The record is from the annotation of a GenBank genome assembly.
AUGGAGGGGGAAGAAAACAGCUCACGUGCUAUUCCUGGGGCUUCGCUUGGAGGCCUCCCGACACCGGCCUCCAGGGCCAGUUUUCGCUUGGGGAGCGUCUUCAAUGGGCAGGAAAUUGGGUGGGACGAUGCAAUCGCGACGAGGAGGCGUGAAGAGGUGCGGGAAUGGGAGUCUCAAGGACCUGGCCCAGUGACGGAGGAGCAAGGAACACGAGGAAAGGAGAAGGACCCGGAUUGGAGGCCGGCUCCGGGGGAGGCGGCCGGCACGAGUGGAGGAUCGGGUGAUGAGGGUUGGGGAGGGAGAGGAGGGGGCCAGGCUGGUGGCAGUGGCGCGCGUGGCAGCGGUGCAGCAGCAAAGAGGCCACGCACGAGUGGGCCUGUGGGGUCGGGAGCUGGAGGGGCCGGGCCGGCGUCGAAUUCGCAGCCGCAGGGGGCAGCCGCGGGUGGUUCUGAGGGGUCGGGCGCAGCAAGGGCAGGUACCUCCGCCGCUGCGGCAGGUGGUGCACCUUUGGGUGGGUCUGCGGGGGCUGGAGCAAGCCAGAGGUCCGACAGGGCGGGCAGGACCCCUACCGACGAAGAGCUGGACCCAUGGACUGAGGAGGUGCUUAGGAAUGCAGAACCCGGGCUGGUUCGUGGCAUGUUCAGUGAGAAGGAUGUGAAAGAGGCUAGGAAUUGCAAGAUUUGCAAGAAGAAGAUUAGCUGGAAAGGUAGUUGCACGAGCACGGGGAAGAGACACCUCAAGAGGAGCCACUACCCCAGUCUGCAGAUCUGGUGUCGGCGUUUCAAGGAUCCAAACAAGCCAGACAACCUGACGUUUCCCGAUGGGGGAUGGGGUCCGGAUGUCCCCGACCAGACAGCGUGGCCUUGGGAGCAUGCAGCCACGUGGCCCAGGAUUGUACAGACACCAGACAGCGCAGUGACUGGCGGAUCCGAGGCUGGUGGGAGUAGGCAGAUGAGCAUGGCCGCAUUCGUCACGCCGCGUGUUCAUGGCCAGCAGCUGCGCGAGGGAUUGGUGCAGCUAUUUGCGGCAGCUGACCUUCCGUUUCGACUUGUUGAGUGUCGCGAGGUGAGUGACGCCGUUCUCUUGCCGUUUGUCAUGUUCAUCUUCUUCAAAGCAUUUGUCCAGAUGCUGAACCCGGGAGCUGCGCUACUGCUCGGCUCACGCCAUCGCUUGGCACGGGACAUGCAGGCAUACGGGGAGGCUGCUAGGGAGGACAUGCGGCAGCUACUGGUGGGUGAUGGCCUGGCGGGAAGGAUGUCCCUCACCUUUGACAUCUGGACCGGUGAGAACAACGUGGCCUUCAUGGGGGUGACUGCCCACUAUGUCACCAGCGAUUUCCAGCUGAAACAGGCUGUUGUAGACUUCAGGGAGCUUAAGGGCUCUCAUACGGGGGACUUGAUAGCCGAUGAGCUGGAGGAGGUGUUGAGGGAGUGGGGCUUGGAGAAGAUGUUGUUCGCCGUGACGUGUGACAACGCCGAGAACAACAGCAGGGCGAUGCGUCUGCUGGCCGGUGUACCUGACGCCAGGCCGGGCUCACGGCCCAGGCACCCACCACUGCUCAGUCGCUGGAGGCACUUCAGGUACUAUGGGGCUGUCUCCGUAAGGUACAACGCGCUGAUUGAUCUGCAGGAGAAGGCACAGCUCACUCCUGGCAUCUCCCCUCUGCGCUCAUCGCUGAUCACUGCUGCUCUGAGCAAGCUGGAGUGA